Molecule: messenger RNA, 938 nt
Organism: Triplophysa rosa
Lineage: Eukaryota; Metazoa; Chordata; Actinopteri; Cypriniformes; Nemacheilidae
Gene: pglyrp2
Product: peptidoglycan recognition protein 2
Exons: 5
Coding region: 1-915 (304 amino acids)
Biological process (GO): detection of bacterium; defense response to Gram-positive bacterium; peptidoglycan catabolic process
Molecular function (GO): peptidoglycan immune receptor activity; peptidoglycan binding; zinc ion binding
Source: RefSeq, a predicted model, not a curated record
AUGAUACCAGGAGCACUAUGGAUUAUUACCUUAUCUGGGAUAUGCUUAUGCAUUCAGAGCAAGGGAGAGCCGUCUUUAGCCACCGAUGCUGUGGUCCAUGGCGGAAUGGAUGGCGCUAUAAUUGGGAGACACUUUUCUGUUGUUAAUGAUUCAGAAGUCAAAUUAAGUGAAGUGCUUAGCAGCUACUACUCGGACGGCAUGGAGUUAGAACACAGUCACCCGAGGGGGCGCUAUCGCAGACGAAACUUUCAAAACAUCACAAAUGCAUCAUUGCUUCAGAAAAAGGUAGCAGAUGCAUUGAAAAGUCAUCGACAGCGAGAAAACGCUGCAGAGGAGAGUCUUAUAGAAGAAGGAAUGAGAGAAUUCGCCCUGCGAUACAUGGACUGUCCUACCAUCAUUCCAAGAUGUGUAUGGGGAGCUGCGCCGCCUCGUGUUCCUCUUCAUUCCCUGUCUCCACCCCUGCAGUUCCUGUAUAUUCACCACACAUCCACUCCCAGCAAACCCUGCCUCAACCAUCAGAUGUGUUCCCAAAAUAUGAGGGAAAUGCAACAGUUCCAUCAGAAAGAUCGAGGUUGGCAUGACAUCGGUUACAGUUUUGUGAUUGGCUCCGAUGGCUACGUCUACGAAGGUCGAGGUUGGAUGUCACAAGGAGCUCAUACCAGAGGACGUAAUCUUGUUGGGUACGGCAUUGCUUUCAUCGGCGACUACACCAGCCAGUUGCCCUCCCGCUACACCAUGGAGCUGGUGCGCCAUCAUCUGGUCAAAUGUGGAGUGAGCAAGGGAUUUCUACAGAAGAAUUUUACCAUGCUAGGACACAGACAAGUUGUAAAUACAAGUUGCCCUGGAGACUCCCUGUACUCUGAGAUUAAGACCUGGAAACACUUCAAAGAUACGGAUCCUUUAAAGUUCCAAUGAGGACAUUUUACCUUGCACCGGUG